Angiostrongylus costaricensis is the source of this 384-nucleotide messenger RNA. Lineage: Eukaryota; Metazoa; Nematoda; Chromadorea; Rhabditida; Metastrongylidae. The record is from the annotation of a GenBank genome assembly.
UCGAAGCCAUCACCGUAUACUCUUCAACCACUUAGAUAUAUGCUUUUGCUUAAACGCACGGAGAAACUAAAAAUUAUGGUCGCAAUUGUUAAACUAUCUGCGGAACUACGGUGCGCUUAUUGUGUUUGUUUGAUGGGCGUUUAUUGGAUGACGGAGACACUACCGCUAGCGGUUACUGCCAUGAUUCCAGUUGUACUCUUUCCUUUGACCGGUGUGAUGACCUGUAAAGCCGUCGCUCAGCAGUUUGUCAAUGUAGGUUUAUUUGAUACAAACUUCCUUUACAUCGGUGGCCUCAUUGUCGCCCUAGCCAUAGAGAAGUGCUUCCUUCACAAACGUAUCGCUUUGUUUGUGCUGAAAAUGGUCGGCAGUGAUCCGAAAUUGUGA